Dentiscutata heterogama is the source of this 526-nucleotide messenger RNA. Lineage: Eukaryota; Fungi; Glomeromycota; Glomeromycetes; Diversisporales; Gigasporaceae. The record is from the annotation of a GenBank genome assembly.
AUGACUCAGGAGCGCGUAAACAAUAAUAGUAACUAUACGUUCGUGUCAGAGGAUCCUUCUAAACCGAGAAAACAUCAACUCAAUUUUCACCUUAGCUCCGAAUACGUAAAAGAUUUAAAGUAUAUACCGGUUACAGCGAUGGAUCAUCACCACAAUUCUCUUCAGCAACAGCAACAACAGCACCAACAUAAUUUACGUCAUGCUGAUCUUCUACCGAAUCGUCAACCUGCUUCUUCGAUCACCCUUCCUUCUAUAAGAGAAUUGAUACAACUUCCUUUACCUUCGAUAAAUCAUCAAUCUAAUCCUCAUAUUCAACAAGAUUCCAUACCCUUAAAUUCGAGACCACAUCUUCCCCCUUUGCAACAUUCUUUCGACUCACCUCCUCCAUCUCAAAAUCCCACUUCGUUCAAUUAUAAUCAUAAUACCUCCAAUUCUUCUGUAAAUUCUGUAAAUUCUGUAAAUGAUCGUAUGAGUGAUAAUCAUAAUGUUUCUUCUCCAGAUGUUGCUCAUUACCAUGCUCAUCAUG